UGGAAUGCCAACAGAUGUUCAACAACAAACAACUAUUGUAAUGGCUCCAGCAGUUCAGGAACAAACAACUGUUCCUUCAGGACCUAUUGGCCCUGAAGUGACUGAUGGAAUGCCAACAGAUGCUCAACAGCAAACAACUAUUGUGAUGGCUCCAACAGGUCAGGAACAAACAACUGUGCCUGCGGGACCUAUUGGCCUUGAAGCGACUGAUGGAAUGCCAACAGAUGUUCAACAGCAAACAACUAUUAUAAUGGCUCCAGCAGGUCAGGAACAAACAACUGUGCCUGCAGGACCUAUUGGCACUCAAGCGACUGAUGGAAUGCCAACAGAUGUUCAACAGCAAACUACUAAUGUAAUACCUCCAGCAGGUCAGGAACAAACAACGGUGCCUGCGGGACCUAUUGGCCCUCAAGCAACUGAUGGAAUGCUAACAGAUGUCCAACAGCAAACAACUACUGUGAUGGCUCCAGCAGGUCAGGAACAAACAAAUAAUUCUGCGGGUCCUAUUGGCCUUGAAGCAACUGAUGGAAUGCCAACAGAUGUUCAACAACAAACAACUAUUGUGAUGGCUCCAGCAGGUCAGGAACAAACAACUGUGUCGGCGGGACCUAUUGGCCCUGAAGCGACUGAUGGAAUGCCAACAGAUGUUCAACAGCGAACAACUAUUGUUAUGGCUCCAGCAGGUCAGGAACAAACACCUGUGUCUGUGGGACCUAUUGGCUUUGAAGUGACUGAUGGAAUGCCAACAGAUGUUCAACAGCAAACAACUAUUGUGAUGACUCCAGCAGGUCAGGAACAAACAACUGUGUCGGCCGGACCUAUUGGCCCUGAAGCGACUGAUGGAAUGCCAACAGAUGUUCAACAGCAAACAACUAUUGUUAUGCCUCCAGCAGGUCAGGAACAAACACCUGUGUCUGUGGGACCUAUUGGCUUUGAAGUGACUGAUGGAAUGCCAACAGAUGUUCAACAGCAAACAACUAUUGUGAUGGCUCCAGCAAGUCAGGAACAAACAACGGUGCCUUCGGGAUCUAUUGGCCUUGUAGCAACUGAUGGAAUGCCAACAGAUAUUCAACAGCAAACAACUAUUGUGAUGGCUACAGCAGGUCAGGAACAAACAACUGUGCCUGCGCGACCUAUUGGCCCUGAAGCGACUGAUGGAAUGCCAACAGAUGUUCAACAGCAAACAACUAUUGUAAUGGCUCCAGCAGGUCAGGAGCAAACAACUGUGCCUACGGGAGAUAUUGGCACUCAAGCGAUUGAUGGAAUGCCAACAGAUGUUAAACAGCAAACAACUUUUGUGAUACCUCCAGCAGGUCAGGAACAAACAACUGUGACUGGAGGACCUAUUGGCCCUGAAGCGACUGAUGGAAUGCCAACAGAUGUUCAACAGCAAACAAGUAUUGUAAUGGCUCCAGCAGGUCAGGAACAAACAACUGUGCCUGCGGGACCUAUUGGUCUUGAAGCGACUGAUGGAAUGCCAACAGAUGUUCAACAGCAAACAACUAUUGUAAUGGCUCCAGCAGGUCAGGAACAAACAACUGUGCCUGUUGGACCUAUUGGCCCUGAAGCGACUGAUGGAAUGCCAACAGAUGUUCAACAGCAAACCACUAUUGUAAUGGCUCCAGCAGGCCAGGAACAAACAACUGUGCCUGCCGGACCUAUUGGCCGUCAAGCAACUGAUGGAAUGCCAACAGAUGUUCAACAGCAAACAACUAUUGCAAUGGCUUCAGCAGGUCAGGAUCAAACAACUUUGCCUACAGAACCCAUUGGCCCUGAAGCGACUGAUGGAAUGCCAACAGGUAUUCAACAGCAAACAACUAUUGAAAUGGCUCCAGCAGGCCAGGAACAAUCAACAGUACGUGCGGGACUUAUUGGCCCUCAAGCCACUGCUGGAAUGCCAAUAGAUGUUCAACAGCAAACAACUAUUGUAAUGGCUCCAGCAGGUCAGGAACAAACAACUGUGCCUGCGGGACCUAUUGGCCCUGGAGCGACUGAUGGAAUGCCAACAGACGUUCAACAGCAAACAACUAUUGUAAUGGUUCCAGCAGGCCAGGAACAAACAACAGUGCCUGCGGGACCUAUUGGCCCAGAGGCAACUGAUGGAAUGCCAACAGAUGUUCAACAGCAAACAACUAUUGUAAUGGCUCCAGCAGGUCAGGAACUAACAACUGUGCCUGCAGGACCUAUUGGUGCCCAAGCAACUGAUGGAAUGCCAACAAAUGUUCAACAACAAACAACAAUUGUAAUACCUCCAGCAGGUCAGGAACUAACAACUGUGCCUGCAGGACCUAUUGGUCCUCAAGCAACUGAUGGAAUGCGAACAAAUGUUCAACAGCAAACAACAAUUGUAAUACCUCCAGAGUCUCAGUGGGAAACAACAACUGAGUCAGAGGAACCUAUAAAACCUCAAGAAAUUGAGGAAAUCCCAACGAAUGUUUAUCAGCAAACCACUAUUUUGACACCUCUACCAGGUCAGGCACAAACAACGUCUCUGCCAGCAGGACCUAUCAGUACUCAAGCAACUGAUGGAAUGCCAACAAAUAUUCAACAGCAAAUAACUAGUUCUAUACCUACACCACCUCAGGCACAAACAACUUCUGGGCUCAUUGGUACUAACAAUACAAGUACUCCAACUCUCACAACUCCCUGUACUUCUCAAAAAGAUUUUGAACCUCCAUAUGAUAGAGAACAAUCAAUUAGCGUCUUCUUAAGUGGAAUAAACUCUGGGUCAAGUAAUAUUACAAGGAGAGUCAUAACUGGUUCUGGAAACUGGUCAAUUUCCAUUUCACGACAACCAGAAGAAGACAACUUAAUUGCUCCUGCACUACCAAGUUCACCAGAUGACAAACCUUUGAUAAAAACAAUUGAUAUAGACAAAGAUGUUUCUGUCCUACCUCAGGAUGCUGCUGCAGUGCCAAUCUUAAUUCGUGAAUCAAGUGAUAAUACAGGCGAUGCUGUCGAUGGUAGUGAAACAAUUGUUGUUAAUGAAAACUAGUAUCAGACACUCCAGCAUAGUCGUUGGGAAAUGACAAUUCUAUGAUACCACCAAACGACUGACUUCCUAUCCCUCUGAUGGACGAAUAUAUAUCAUCUUCUGCUGAUUUCUUGCUUAGGACAGUUUCAAGCUCUGGACAUGGUGGUUAUCCCAGUUGCAUCCAGGGUCUAUCCUCGAGUGCCACAAACAAUCAUAUGAAUGAAGCCAUUGCGAAUGGAAGCAAACGCUGGGAUAUUGAUGUGCAAGAAUUUAUGCCGGACAGUUACUUAAGCAGCAAAUACCUGAAUCCCUCUUUAAGGAAUGGGGGUUACCCAUUAGCUGAGAAUAAGAUUUUUAUCAUUUUCCCCAUAACUUUUACGAAAUGUUUGAGUGACAUCUUAUGACUAAAAUAUUCAAUGUCUAUUAUUAGCUUCAAGAUCAAGUAUUGACUGUCACUUCUUCAUACAGCAUACAGCAUUGGAAAUAUCUAAUAGUAAUUAUAGGUGUAUUGUUGAGUUUCGUUUACUAAAAACAGAUAUCAGUGCAGGUGGACUCUCUAGUUCUUAUUUGAAGAUUUUAUACCAGAUUAAUUGUAAUAUCAAAAUGGAAAAAAAUAUUAUAUGAGACCCCAUGAAAAAUGUUUGAAAUAUUAUGGAUUAAUAAAUAUGAAAAGUUCAAACCUA
This is a messenger RNA of Macrobrachium nipponense, 3657 nucleotides long. RefSeq names its product collagen alpha-1(V) chain-like. The record is from RefSeq and is a predicted model, not a curated record. The coding region runs from base 5 to 2995 and encodes 996 amino acids. The transcript has 2 exons. Lineage: Eukaryota; Metazoa; Arthropoda; Malacostraca; Decapoda; Palaemonidae.